GGUUUCCGGACGAGCACAACGUUGUAACGAGUCUCUUCUAACAGUGUUUAUUUCAAGAAUAUUCCAAUAUCCAAAGAAGUCUAAUGGACAUUGACGCAGAUCCGAUGAUGACCACCGACCUCCAGGUAAACAUGGACGAGUCAACGAAUUUUGUGGAUGAAAAAAAGCAAGAACUACACCAAGCCAUAUUAAUAAUAAGGCAACUCUAUACAGUAGCUCCACAAUGUGUUCAAGUAAUUGCUCAUAAUUUGGAUUACCUAGAAUACAUUGAUAAAAGAGACAACAGAGACUUAUACGAGAUCGAAAUGAAUGCGGAAGACGGAGAAUACAAGUCGUUUGCCGAUGUGAUUACGGAAAUACGAUGUCUUUUGUUGAACUGUUACAAAUAUUUUGGCCCUAGACAUAAGACUACUUAUGCUGCUUUGAACGUUGAAAAAUUGUUGGAUGAAUGUAUUUUUUGCCUGGACGAACGUCUAAAGAGUACAACAGAUGUUCAACAGGCGUUGGAUAUAUUUAAAACGGAGAAGACUUACGACUAUAAAUACUUAUACCCUAAAGACCAUUAUGAUUCAAAGUUAUUAAAAAGUGUCGCUCAUUGUCGUCCAGAACGAUUGAAGAUAUAUCAUAACGCUAUUGAGGAUAAGAUUGCCCUAACUGAGAAAAGUGUUAUGUUAUUAGAAGAACUAAAUAGAAGGAAAAAUGAAAUCGAUUUUGAUUGCCACAGUCAAUAUGUAACUUCAAUGUGGGAGUUGGCUGAAAUCGGAAACUUCGUAUCUGCUCUUGCUGGGACUUUUCAUAUCGGAGAUGUAUAUCAAGGCGAAAUCGAAGGGAUGUUUUUGAUACCUAAAGAGUCGACGUUAAUGAGUAAAAUAAUGACAUUAUUGUUGGGGCCGAUGAGCGGUAAGAGAUGUAUCAAUAAUUUAAUGUCAUACAAAGUUUGGACCGAGAAAUUGUCGAAAAAAAUAUCGAGUUGGUUUGAAGUUUACCACGAAAAGGACCAAGGCAAAGCUAAGGUUUUCAAAGAAUUCGGCAUCCAUCGAGAUUUUUGGACUGUCGUGGGCGACAAGAACCCAUUAAUCGAUAAAGAAUAUUUUGAAUUGCCAUACUUGGUUAAAGUCUGGUUACUUAAAGGACUGUGCGAUCAUGUACUGUUUAAAUAUAAAAGUAUGAAGGACAUUGUUGUAAAAUGUAAAGAAGAGAAAUGUACAGUAUGGAAAAGCAAUGAUGGUACCGAAGAGUAUUUUUACUUCAGUAUAAUGCCCGAUCUGCGACUGUACUAUCAUAAAACUUCCAAUGAUAAGAAGUUCGAUGGCGGUCUUAAAGGAGAACCAUUUGAAAACAGAGAUCUGGAAGACGAAUUGCCUAGGCUCAAAGGCAUAUGUAAAACGUUUCGAUCGAGAUCCCAGUUCAAACCUAACGAAGAUAAUUUCAAAAUGAUAGCCAACACUGUGCAAGGAGUCCGUACGCUUAUCGAGGAAUCCGUAGCCGAGGGAAACCCUGAGAGCUUAAUACUUUCGCUCGAAGAAUAUCUCCGAUGGGUUGAAAAGCACGAAUACAAUUAUCUAAGCACCAACAACGAAUCAAAGAUAAACCUGUACAGAGAUUGGAAAUUGACACAUCCUGCGAAUAAACAUAAAGUCAAAAACACCAAAUUAGAUUACAGCGAAGAAAAAGAACCUAUCAAACGACGACAAACGGAAGACCAUCAGGACAUUGAUGAAUAUUAUGAAAAUAAAAAAGCAAAGAUUAUCAGUUGUCCGGACACUUCACUAUACUCAUCUCUUAUCAGCGAAGAUGAAGAUGAAGAUGAUAGCUGCAUUAAAAUAGUUUCCGUUUCAUCAGUAGCGCCUAGACCUUUGAAUACUUCACCAACUGUGUCGAGCGUAGAUUCAAAAAAAUCAUUGUGUACAAUUAGCUGAAUAGGAAGUUACAAACCCCCACUGAUCCUAUACUAGUCAAUGCAUUUUAUUCGGCUGACAUUCAAUUUAUAAGACUUGAGUAUGUUCACGUAACGUAAAAUCAC
Molecule: messenger RNA, 2023 nt
Organism: Adelges cooleyi (spruce gall adelgid)
Lineage: Eukaryota; Metazoa; Arthropoda; Insecta; Hemiptera; Adelgidae
Exons: 13
Coding region: 84-1919 (611 amino acids)
Molecular function (GO): protein binding
Source: RefSeq, a predicted model, not a curated record